Molecule: messenger RNA, 534 nt
Organism: Penicillium angulare
Lineage: Eukaryota; Fungi; Ascomycota; Eurotiomycetes; Eurotiales; Aspergillaceae
Product: hydroxyisourate hydrolase
Exons: 1
Coding region: 1-534 (177 amino acids)
Biological process (GO): purine nucleobase metabolic process
Molecular function (GO): hydroxyisourate hydrolase activity
Source: RefSeq, a predicted model, not a curated record
AUGGACAAUCCCAGUGACUCAGGCCGCAUCACCAACCGCCUUGCGCUCUACCAACAGCAUCUUAACUCCGCCCCGCUCCCCAACACAACCAACCCACCAGCACAAAAACCCUCCACAAUGGCUGCCCGCGACCCAAUUACCUGCCACGUACUUAAUACGUUGACUGGCACACCUGCUGCCAACCUGCCCGUUACAUUGAGGCUAUUGUCAGAAACUGCAUCAUCCAGCCCUGUCCUCUUCCAUGCUACCACCAAUGGCGAUGGCCGUGUCGCAAACUGGACGCCAGCCGGUGGAGACCAGUCUGUCCCGGGGAUUUUGGCGGCACUGCCCGGUGCAGACAGCAAGACCAAUUGGGCUGUGAGCUUCCAGGUUGGACCCUGGUAUGAGUCGCAAGGUAUUGAAAGCUUCUGGCCUGAGGUUGAGGUCAAGUUCACGGUCAAGGGCCGUGGACGUGAGGGCGAGGAAGGCUGGCGCCACUAUCAUGUACCUGUUUUGCUGGGUCCUUGGAACUACUCGACUUACCGUGGAUCUUGA